CUUGUUUUAGGCAAAGAUUCAAGAUAAUUGAUUUAAAAAGUCAAUGAGAGUGGACUUGAAAUUCUACCACACGAAUCGACAAAACUUAAGAUAGAAAACAAGGAAGCUAAAUUUUCUCAUCACUUCAUUUGCGAAAAAACAAAAAAUAAAGAAACACUGAGGCCUGUCGUGCAUCUCAUUUUAAUCAUCGGUGAGCGAAAAGAGCUCUUUUUUUAAACCUUGGGAGGGUUGAGAAUAGAAUAGCCAGAGAGAGGACAAUAUUUUGAGAGAAGCAACCUGAAAGAGAUUGGAAAACAAAGAACAUGUCGUUUUCCUUUCUUCAAUCCUAAAAUGCAGUCGGGUGCUUCAGAUUCUUAUCCCACAAAACAGUUUUUGUUCCCUGUAUGCCUCUACUACAUUGUUGUUCCCUUUUUCUUUUGGAACUAAUUUCAUCAUCAUCUUCAUCUUCUUCUUCUUUCCUCAUUAGCUUCUCAUGCAUGAAACUUCCUUCCAAUCUUUAACACACUUGGGUCUACAUAAAGUUUCUGUUUUUAGUUUUGUUUUCCUUCAAUUUUCCCUCCUGGUUUUUUCUUACAGGGAAAUUUGUUGGAUACUGACAUCGAAUUUCUUGCUAAAGACGUGUUUAUUGGGGCCUUGAGAUAUGGGAGCAUGUUGUAGUAAGGAAGCCAAUUUCGGUGAAGGAGGUGCGGUGGCUGAGGAUUCCUUAGAAGAGAGGGAUUACGAUGGCGUUGAGGAGGAUGAUCAUUUCACCAUUGGAGAUUUUGGGGCCCGAAUGAGAAUGCAAGGAGCUUCUAAAUAUAUUUCUAUGUAUUCCCAACAAGGGAAAAAAGGAGUUAAUCAGGAUUCCAUGACUGUUUGGGAGGAAUUUAUUGGUAAUAAAGAUAUGUUUUUCUGUGGAGUGUUUGAUGGUCAUGGUCCCUAUGGCCACAAGGUUUCUCGCCAUGUACGUGACAAUUUACCCUCGAGGCUCUCAGCCGCUAUGAAACUAUCACAGGUUCAUAGCUACAGAUAUAGUGAUGUUGGUGUUGUUGAUGGAAACGAUAGUGAUGAAACAUAUAAAAGUGAUGGUAGUAACAAAGGAGAUGAUGAUAGUAAGGUACUCCCGUCUUCAUGGGAGGCCAGUUUAGUUAAAUGCUUCAAGGACAUGGAUGAAGAACUAAGCCUUGAUGCCAGUAUUGAUAGCUUCUGCAGUGGUUCUACUGCUGUAACUGUAGUUAAACAGGGAAACCACUUGAUAAUAGCCAACUUGGGCGACUCUCGUGCUGUUCUUUGUUCUAGAGGCAGCAGAAACCAACUUGUUCCCGUCCAACUCACAGUUGAUUUGAAACCCAAUAUUGCAAGUGAAACUGAAAGAAUUAAGAAUUUAAAUGGCAGGAUAUUUGCAUUGGAAGAAGAACCAGAAGUGUUUAGAAUAUGGAUGCCUGACGAAGAUUGUCCUGGUCUAGCGAUGGCCAGGGCCUUCGGUGACUUCUGCCUGAAAGAUUAUGGCCUCAUCUCAAUUCCUGAAGUUUCAUUUAGAAGGCUUACAAAAAAUGAUGAAUUUGUGGUUCUCGCAACCGACGGUAUAUGGGAUGUGUUAUCGAAUUAUGAUGUGAUUCGGAUAGUUGCUUCAGCAAGAAAGCGAUCUUUGGCUGCUAAAAUGCUAGUAAAAUAUGCAGUUAGAGCAUGGAAAACGAAAUAUCCAGGUUGCAGAGUAGACGACUGUGCAGCUGUAUGUUUGUUCUUGAAAAGUAGAACUGUGUUAGCUAGAUCCUUCUCAGAAGUGAGCAGGGUCAGCGCAAAUCACUCAGAGCUUGCAGAAGACAAUUCAGAAGUGAGCCGAGCUAGUGUGCAUCGUUCAGAGAUUGCCAAAGUUCCUCAAAGACCUAGAACGACGAAAAGUGUUCAAGGAGGUCAAGGCCAUGAAUCUGCACCCACCACAGGCUCAAAAGAGAGCAGCAUAGCGUCUGAUGGAAUAACUAGAGUAAAUUCGUUUGCAAAGAUUCCAGAGUUUGCAAAUUCUUUGAGUCAGCGGAAACCGUUCAAGGAUGAAGAAUGAUGAUGAUGAUGAUCUUCCUGAAGAAUGAAAAGUUUUGGAAAGCUAACAAUGAGACCUUACCAUAUAGAAUGUCAUCUCAGGGAACUUAUACAUCAUUUGUACAAAAAUUUAGAAAGCCCAACACCCAUUUGGCCAUCUUUGAUGUUCAUCCCCAAUUUGCAUGAUUUAAUUGUUCUCUGAAAUAGUAAUGCUAAAAUGGUAGUU
Molecule: messenger RNA, 2242 nt
Organism: Manihot esculenta (cassava)
Lineage: Eukaryota; Viridiplantae; Streptophyta; Magnoliopsida; Malpighiales; Euphorbiaceae
Product: probable protein phosphatase 2C 65
Exons: 5
Coding region: 641-2038 (465 amino acids)
Biological process (GO): protein dephosphorylation
Molecular function (GO): protein serine/threonine phosphatase activity
Source: RefSeq, a predicted model, not a curated record